ACUUCCGUUGAAAUGUCACCACAAUUUGUAAUCAAUUUGAUUGCAAGUCACAGUCUUGAUUGUGAAACUCUAUGACUCAGCGAUUGCUACAUCGUUUAGUAAAGGGGACGUGUAACUUUUGGAAGAAGUUUAAUUCAAAAAUAAGAAUGGAUGUCGAAAAUAAGAUUGUUGACCUUACUAUAGACCCAGUUGAUUCAAAAGGAUACAUGGACAUCAGUGACUUUAAUGUGUUUGCAUGGUCAAUUUCUGGAAUUGAAACAUCAGUAGUCGUGAGGAAGAAAUUAGGGGGGAUGAUAUGUUGCUUUGACAUGGGAUAUUCUUGCAGACAAAACGUUGGUUGUGAUAAAAUUUUAAUCAGCCAUGGACACAUGGACCAUAUAUCUGCUGUUCCACAUCAUAUCAAGAAGAGAGAGUUGAAUGGUCUGAAAGGUGCAACAUAUUAUGUACCACCUCAUCUUGUAACUCCCUUGCAAGAAGCUUGCAGACAGUUUUCUGUGAUCAGUGAGGAUAAACAAGUUCUCCAAAAUGCACACAUAGUUGGCAUUAGUCCUGGGGACAAUAUUAAUGUAAGGGGUAAUCAUUAUGCAAUACCAUUUCCGACUGUGCAUCGGGUUGCGAGUCAAGGAUAUCUGGUCUACAAGACAACCAAGAAACUAAAACCAGAAUUCAAGGACCUUAAAGGGCAUGAAAUUGGGGCCAAGAAAAAGGAUGGUGUAGACAUUUAUGAUGUAACAGAAACUCCAGAAGUAGCGUUCACAGGUGACACAACAUUUCAGGUUUUUACGAACAGUGUGGCUCCACCUGACUUGUUUAAGGUAAAACUGCUGAUCAUGGAGGCGACAUAUCUGGAUUCUACCGAAGACAUGGAAGAAAAUGUCGACAAGGCACGACAGUGGGGCCAUAUUCACCUCUCAGAGAUAUUUGAAAAUGCUGAGCUGUUUAAAGACAUUGAGAACAUUCUCCUCAUUCACAUGUCCGAUAAAUACUCUCCAAGCUACAUAAAUAAACAAGUGUUCCAAAAUCUACCUGAUGUGCUCAAAGGGAAAGUCCGUGUGGCAACUUUGGCAAAAGAAAGAUAUCUAUAAUGGAUUUUAUUGAAUCCAUUCAUAAAUAAGAUAGUGAUAUUAUUUUUGUCAUGCAGGUUUAGGCAUGGCAUAGAAAUCUUUGAAAAUUAUGGUUUUAAUAGCUACAACCCUUUCAGUGACAUGCAUUAUAUUGUACAGGCCCCAAUUUUCGUGAAAUAUCUUAAGCAUAACAGGUUUAAAUAUCAUAUGUCACUUAACCAAUUGCUUGAUUAAACUUGGUUUCAAAAUAAUUUUAAACAAAAAAAAGUUUAUCAUUAAAAUAUUAUAUUUUAAAUAAUUUAAAAGUCUCAAAACUCUCAAAAAGAGAAAAUUUCUCAAUUUACCGGUACACCAAAACCGAAAUAGUGAAAUAACUUUAUUCUGUUAUACUCAAGGAUUUACGGGUAAGAUUAUCCAAGAAAUUGGGGCCUCAUAUCAUAAAACACAUUAUCUGCCAUAAUAAUUUGUUAGUCAAAAUUCAUAUCAAUCAGGGAUUAUUUGAGAUACAAACAUGUAUGUACACAUGCUAUUGGUGCAAUGAUAUUUACCUCUCUUCCUUACAACAAACAUUUUCUAUAGCAUUUUUACAAAUAAAUAUUGUA
Molecule: messenger RNA, 1666 nt
Organism: Mya arenaria
Lineage: Eukaryota; Metazoa; Mollusca; Bivalvia; Myida; Myidae
Exons: 4
Coding region: 72-1085 (337 amino acids)
Source: RefSeq, a predicted model, not a curated record